GCCAAGAGGCGCGCGCCCAGUCCGCAGUCACCAGCCGUAGGACCCUCGAAGGGCGGUGCGCCGCGCGCUCAGACUGAGAGCCCGCCUCGCGUCACUUUUAACGUCAGGACCACGGGACCAAUCAGAGCCCAAAUCGAGGGCUCCGCCCCCUAAGCGUCAUCCAAUAGGCGCGGCGGUGGGCCCGUCCUAAUUUGCAUGGCCGAAGGUUUUCUCAGCCAAUGGAAGCGUGACUGGCGUGAACGACAGCCAAAGAGAAUCUGGAAGAGGCGUGGCCCUGGGCGUCCCACGAGGUGAAGAUGCUGCGGGCGGAACCUGCCCAAGCGAGCGGGAUUCGGGGGCGCUAAAGUCGCUGGGGCAGGGCGGGAAGGAAGAUCCGGAGCGGGGAAUAGGAUCUGGAGCUGGCGCCCCCAGAAUUUCCCCUCCGUGAAAAAGUGAGCAGGUCUGGACGAGUGAGGCCGGCUCCAUGUAUCCAGAAUCAACAACGGGCUCCCCAGCUCGGCUCUCCCUGCGACAGACGGGCUCCCCCGGGAUGAUCUACAGUACUCGGUAUGGGAGUCCCAAAAGACAGCUUCAGUUUUACAGGAACCUGGGCAAGUCCGGCCUGCGGGUCUCCUGCCUGGGGCUCGGAACAUGGGUGACCUUCGGAGGCCAGAUCACCGACGAGAUGGCAGAGCAGUUAAUGACCUUGGCCUAUGACAAUGGCAUCAACCUCUUCGACACUGCAGAAGUCUAUGCAGCUGGCAAGGCUGAAGUGGUAUUAGGAAACAUCAUUAAGAAGAAGGGCUGGAGACGAUCCAGCCUCGUCAUCACCACCAAGAUCUUCUGGGGUGGAAAAGCGGAGACCGAGAGGGGCCUUUCCAGGAAGCAUAUCAUAGAAGGUCUGAAGGCUUCUCUGGAGCGGCUGCAGUUGGAGUAUGUGGAUGUGGUGUUUGCCAACCGCCCAGACCCCAACACACCCAUGGAAGAGACAGUUCGUGCCAUGACCCACGUCAUCAACCAAGGGAUGGCCAUGUAUUGGGGCACGUCACGCUGGAGCUCCAUGGAGAUCAUGGAGGCCUACUCGGUAGCCCGGCAGUUCAACCUGAUCCCGCCCAUCUGCGAGCAGGCUGAGUACCACAUGUUUCAGCGCGAGAAGGUGGAGGUGCAGCUGCCGGAGCUGUUCCACAAGAUAGGAGUGGGCGCCAUGACCUGGUCUCCUCUGGCCUGUGGCAUCGUUUCUGGAAAAUAUGACAGUGGCAUCCCACCCUACUCAAGAGCUUCCUUAAAGGGCUACCAGUGGCUGAAGGACAAGAUUCUGAGUGAGGAGGGCCGGCGCCAACAGGCCAAGCUGAAGGAGCUGCAGGCCAUUGCGGAGCGCCUGGGCUGCACCCUCCCCCAGCUGGCCAUAGCCUGGUGCCUGAGGAACGAGGGGGUCAGCUCUGUGCUCCUGGGUGCUUCCAACGCUGACCAGCUCAUGGAGAACAUUGGCGCGAUACAGGUUCUUCCGAAACUGUCAUCUUCCAUCAUCCAUGAGAUCGAUAGUAUUUUGGGCAAUAAACCCUACAGCAAAAAGGACUACCGAUCCUAAGCCGCCCCGGCCCACCUGCUCGGACAGUUUCCAUCUCUCUCCUAGUCUCUGUUCGCUUGCUUAAGCUGUUCUGAAGCCAAGUGAUGAGUGUGGUUUGCAUCAGUGAGAACACAGCACGCCGAGAUGUCACCAGGGAAUGACCUCCGAAGUCGCUGCCAGACACCACCACUGCUUUGCUGGACGAUGUCGGAUUUGGGCCGGAUAGAUGGCAUUGUUGAGGAAGGACAUUCGAGUGGUCCCACCCAAGCCUGAUGCCUCUGCUCACCCUCCAAGAAGAAACCACCAAGUUUUCUCAUUGCUAACGGCCCUUCCUGGAGAUCCCCAAAGUCUAGACCACGUUGAGACAUGGUUGGGUCCUCAGGUCCUCAGGGCAGGCAGGGCUGGCCUCUCCUCUGCCAAGAACCCCCACCAGGUGUUAGGGGAGGAGAAGAGGGUACUGAUCUCCCUGGAGCCCACUCUGCCAGGGCCGUGGUGUUGGGACAGGGCCUCCCUUCUGGGGGGUCUUUCUCAACCUCCCUCUUUCUGAGGGCUCCUCAGAUUUCUCCCCACCCUUUUCUACCCCGACACCUGCCCUGUAUACCCGCUGGGUCUCAGCAGGGGCUACGCCUUCCAAGCUGGCCCUUGGCCCCCACCCCCACCCUUGCUGGCAGGGGCAGGGAUCCCAGGGGGAUUGGCUCUGCAGUUUAGGGCCCACAGUUUGGGGGUCUGAUGUCUAGCUGAGCCUCCCAGUCUUCCUCCCCAUACACAGCUGAUGACCCCCACGCCAGGAGACCCAGAACACUUGGGAGGGGUGCUCAGUAAAUCGGGCCCCUGUACAGCUUCCCCUCUGUCCUCGACACAGAGGCCUUAGUGGGACAGUGCCGCUGACAAGGCUGGGGCAGGUGGCAGCAGGCAGGACCUGUGUGCACAAGAUAUGUUCCUCUCAGUCCAUGGAGGCCCUCCUCGAAUACCACCCCAACCCCCAGGCCUCUGGCCCGUGCCGGGUGGCGGGCUUGGGUUCUACAGAGAGAACAUACUCAGACCCUUCCUGUAAGGGAGGUCCCGGCUGCAUGCCCAGAAAUCCAGGGUACUAUUCCCUCAGCAGCAGCCCCCAGUGGAGGAAAAGGCCCCAGGGAACCUCUCCCUGGAGAGGACUGACCUGGUCAUCCCCCAUGUUGCACCCCCACACAUAACACACCCAGCCUGGAGCGAUCAGGAAGUGGGCGGAAGGGCAGGAGAGGCAGGCCUCAGCCCCUUGCAGCCCGGGGCUGCAGGAAGAGAAGCCAGGAAGCCUGCGGGAUCGGGGCAGGGACAAGGCUGUGGGACUGUGUAGCCUGGGAGCCCAGUCCUGUGGUCCAGCCUUGGCAGAACCGACUCCCACCCCACCCUACCUCAGCUGGCUCUGUAGGGGACCCUGUGCCUCCUGCCCCUGGCAGGCAGUGGCCAGCCUGCCCCCACGGCCCACCUCCCCCAGGGCAGGCACAGCUGUUCCUGCUUUGCCCUAUAAAGGACUGCUGUCCUUAGAGGGCUUCUCCCUGCUGUCCUUUAGGGACCUGCUGUCCAGUCCUGGCUGGGCUGAGACAGGCUGUAAAAAAGCCACGGAAUCAAGGGGGGGGGGGAACAGCUCAGCUUCUUCCAUUACCCACUCACCUUCAGGCCUUCCCUGGAGUCCAGAACCUUUGCCCCACCACUUAGACCAGACCCCUGGGGGCUUUUCUACCACGGCCACUACAGGCGUUACUGGAAGUCGGGGCAGCGUACUUCCCAGCAGGAGUCCCAGGCCUACCUUGCUCAGUGAUGCCUGCUCCCAGGACAAGGCCCUGUGGUGGCUGGCAGGGGGAAGGCUGGCCCUGACCAGGCUGCUGCCCCCUGCUGGAAAUGGUCCGACAUGUGGCUUCCCUUGGGCGACACCCCAGAAAGCUGAGCCCCUGCUGGCUGUGCCUGCCACGCAGAGCCCCGGGGGAGCAGGGUGCAUGGCCAAGGCCCAGGCAGCCCGCAGGCAGCACUUUCAAUAACCUGGUCUGAGGCGCCCUCAUUCCACCUCCACCUGCAGGGAGGGGCCCUGCUUCCUGGGGGUGGUCCCCAACAGGGGAGGACUGCAGUGGGCGAGGGGGGAGCUGGGGAGAAGGUUCAGAGAGCAGGGGCAGAGUCUAGGAAGGGAGGUCUGGUCCCUGGUGGGGCGCAGCCCUCCAGGCAAGCUCAGGGCCGAGGCAGCGCUCUUCCCUGGACCCCAGGCCUCCUCAGCCUCUGGCCUCUCACCCUCUCUCUGAGCUGGGCUCACCACCAGGAGUGCUAGGCAUAGGAAGUGGGUCUGUCUUGGGGUAAGGUGGGAUCAGUCUUCCUCACGAAUGACAUGUGGAGCCCCCACUAUUUCUCACCCCAAACCUGCGGUCCAGUCCCAGGGCCCGGGGAAUGGGGGGGGCUCCUCCAUCCUCUGUUCUCGUCCACUCAUGUAAAUAACGUGCUUCCCUCUCCUCCGUUUUUUAACGACUGUGGUUCCUCAGCUAAUGGCUUCCCCACCCAGGCAGAGACUGCUGUUUGCCUCGAGCUUUCAAACAAGACCCCGACAGAGACACCGCCGCUGUAUUUAUGGAAUGACAAAUAAAACCCGAGUCCGUUGUC
Tupaia belangeri chinensis (Chinese tree shrew) is the source of this 4168-nucleotide messenger RNA. It is a transcript of the gene KCNAB2, whose product is annotated as potassium voltage-gated channel subfamily A regulatory beta subunit 2. The transcript has 16 exons. The coding region runs from base 464 to 1567 and encodes 367 amino acids. Gene Ontology annotation, biological process: potassium ion transport; transmembrane transport; regulation of action potential. The record is from RefSeq and is a predicted model, not a curated record. Gene Ontology annotation, cellular component: cytoplasm; membrane; voltage-gated potassium channel complex. Lineage: Eukaryota; Metazoa; Chordata; Mammalia; Scandentia; Tupaiidae. Gene Ontology annotation, molecular function: voltage-gated potassium channel activity; transmembrane transporter binding; potassium channel regulator activity.